AUGUUAGAGGGAUGGUACGAGUUAGACUUGGUCUCCUAUGAAACUGAUCACUGGGUGAAGAAACGGAAAAGAAGGAGAAUAACAAAUGUUUGGGAGAAGCUAAGGUGUUGCUGGAUGAGAAGCUGUGCGAAUAGCGGAUUCUGGAACAUGAGCGGCUGCGAGAGCAACGAUGGAAACAUUGGAAUCGGCGCGAACAGCAUCGGGCUCGUUGGCGCCAAUGGCGGCGGUGUGAUUGUGUCGAUCGGCAUUUGGAGCAUUGGCGGCGGUGUGCAAACGUCCGACGAGGCCGGCGAUGAUGGCGCCGAUACUGAAAACGAAAUAAUUGGCACGAGUUGA
Molecule: messenger RNA, 336 nt
Organism: Caenorhabditis bovis
Lineage: Eukaryota; Metazoa; Nematoda; Chromadorea; Rhabditida; Rhabditidae
Source: the annotation of a GenBank genome assembly